AUGUACAUCACCCUCUACUACAUAGUCACCCGGCUCCCUGACUCCCUUCGCUCGGUCAAGGACCACUUCCUCUCUGUUUGCCCCAUCACACUCACCGUUGACCUCCUCGAGGAGCGCCUCCUGGCAGCUGAGAAGAGUAUAGUCGUUGUAGGAGCCUCUCAAGGUGACCCUCGUGCCCCUGUCUUUGAGGGGUGCUCCCCCUCCCUCCUUUUGCCCUCUCUUGCCUCUGCUGCUGCCGUCGACUUCGUUGGCACCGAGUCGGUCGGCGCUGCGUCUGCCCCUAGCGGGCGACGCUGCACCGGCAAGGGCAAGGGGGGCAAGGGCGCUAGAGGGGCUGGCGGGGGCGGUGGAGCGGGGUGGGGGUACUGGUCCUUGUACCUACGUCUUGCGUACCGGCGACCGUACGGUGAGCAGUGCGGGGACCCGCACCCCACCCAGCGCUGCUUCGGCCGCCUGACGGACGCCUGGUGUCUCCAGUUCCCUGACGCCACUGAGAUCCCUUGCUGGGGAGAACUGCAGAGGUCGGGGGUUGCUAUCUUUGAUCUUGAUUAUGAUGCUAUUCUUGCUGCCAUGUAUGCUGUGUCUACUAGUGAUGAGGGUGACUGUUACCUGUGUGUUCCGCCUGACCCGGGCAUUGAGGCUGCUGCUCUAGGUGCUGGUGAGGCUGCUGCUCUAGGUGCUAGUGCGUCUGCUGCCCCAAGUGCUGGUGAGUCUGCUCUCUCAGGUACCACGUCGGCUCAGGCCUUACACACCUUCACCCUUGACUCGGGUGCUUCUCGCUCCUUCUUUCGAGACCGCACCACGCUUACGCCGCUUAGUCGGCCGGUUGCGGUCUCCCUGGCGGACCCCUCUAGGGGUCCUGUCCUUGCCCACAUCUCCACUUUCUUUCCGUGUCCGGCAGCCCCCUCUGGCACCCUACUCUCCUCUGGCACCACCGCCUUGGUCACCCCUCCCUGCCUCGUCUCAGAGGCAUGGCCUCCCGUGUCCUUGUCUCUGGUAGCCAUGGACGCAGAGAUGCCUCCCUCCACGUGA
Closterium sp. NIES-65 is the source of this 1032-nucleotide messenger RNA. NCBI's taxonomy places the organism in Eukaryota, Viridiplantae, Streptophyta, Zygnematophyceae, Desmidiales, Closteriaceae. The record is from the annotation of a GenBank genome assembly.